Homo sapiens (human) is the source of this 9299-nucleotide messenger RNA. RefSeq names its product tubulin tyrosine ligase like 4 (gene TTLL4). Bases 381 to 3878 code for a protein of 1165 amino acids. Gene Ontology annotation, molecular function: protein-glutamic acid ligase activity, initiating; tubulin-glutamic acid ligase activity; tubulin binding. The record is from RefSeq and is a predicted model, not a curated record. Lineage: Eukaryota; Metazoa; Chordata; Mammalia; Primates; Hominidae. Gene Ontology annotation, cellular component: ciliary basal body; cilium; 9+0 non-motile cilium. The transcript has 20 exons.
CUCUUCUUCCAGACUCUCGGUCUGUCCGCUGGGGGCGCGCGCGGUGUGUGGCAGGCGGCAGCGGCGCUGGCGGCCGAGUGCGCUUGUCACGCGUGGCGGUGCGUGGUUGCUAGGGGCGCCUGAGGCUGCCGGGUAGCCCAGCAGGCCGAGGGAGGAAGUAGCGUGGAGCCGGUGCCGAGCCGGGGCGAAGCUGGAUCCCCUAGAUAGACUGUCUUCAAGCUCACUGAUAUUUUCCUCUGCUUGAUCCAUUGUGCUGUUGAGAGCCUCUAGUAAAUUUUUCAGACUGACAGACUUCAAGGAUGCAGCUGCUACUACCGGAGGUGUGUGGCACCUUACCUCAGCAAGGCCAUGAGACCGUGUGGCCAUGAUGUGGGCCCCUCAUGGCCUCAGCAGGAACACAGCACUAUAGUAUUGGCCUCCGCCAGAAAAACAGCUUCAAGCAGAGUGGUCCCUCAGGCACAGUACCUGCCACGCCACCUGAGAAACCCUCGGAGGGCAGAGUCUGGCCUCAGGCCCAUCAGCAAGUGAAGCCAAUCUGGAAGCUGGAAAAGAAGCAAGUGGAGACACUGUCAGCAGGGUUGGGCCCAGGCCUCUUGGGCGUCCCACCCCAGCCAGCAUAUUUCUUUUGCCCCAGCACUUUAUGUAGCUCUGGGACCACGGCUGUCAUUGCAGGCCACAGCAGUUCCUGUUACCUACACUCUCUCCCGGACUUGUUCAACAGCACCCUGCUAUACCGCCGCUCCAGCUAUAGGCAAAAACCGUACCAGCAACUGGAGUCUUUCUGCUUGCGUUCGAGCCCGUCAGAAAAAAGCCCUUUUUCUCUCCCUCAAAAGAGCCUCCCUGUCAGUCUCACUGCCAACAAGGCCACUUCUUCCAUGGUCUUCUCCAUGGCCCAGCCCAUGGCCUCCUCAUCCACAGAACCAUACCUCUGCUUGGCAGCGGCUGGGGAAAACCCUUCAGGGAAGAGCCUGGCCUCUGCCAUCUCAGGGAAGAUCCCAUCUCCACUCUCUUCCUCCUAUAAGCCCAUGCUGAAUAAUAAUUCCUUCAUGUGGCCAAAUAGCACGCCAGUGCCUUUAUUGCAGACCACACAGGGCCUGAAGCCAGUAUCGCCACCCAAGAUCCAGCCUGUCUCCUGGCAUCAUUCAGGGGGUACUGGAGACUGUGCACCGCAGCCUGUUGACCAUAAGGUGCCCAAAAGCAUUGGCACUGUCCCAGCUGAUGCCAGUGCCCAUAUCGCCUUGUCUACCGCUAGCUCCCACGACACAUCCACCACCAGUGUUGCCUCUUCCUGGUAUAACCGGAAUAACUUAGCCAUGAGGGCAGAGCCACUUUCCUGUGCUCUGGAUGACAGCUCUGAUUCCCAGGAUCCAACUAAGGAGAUUCGGUUCACUGAGGCCGUGAGGAAAUUGACCGCAAGAGGCUUUGAGAAGAUGCCGAGGCAAGGCUGCCAGCUUGAACAGUCUAGUUUCCUGAACCCCAGCUUCCAGUGGAAUGUCCUCAACAGGAGCAGGCGGUGGAAACCUCCUGCGGUAAAUCAGCAGUUUCCUCAGGAGGAUGCUGGAUCGGUCAGGCGGGUCCUCCCUGGUGCCUCAGAUACCUUGGGGUUGGACAAUACAGUCUUCUGUACCAAGCGUAUCAGCAUUCACCUCCUUGCCUCACAUGCCAGUGGGCUCAAUCACAACCCUGCCUGUGAAUCUGUAAUUGACUCCUCAGCAUUUGGAGAAGGCAAAGCUCCAGGUCCCCCUUUUCCUCAAACUCUUGGCAUAGCCAACGUGGCCACCCGCCUCUCUUCCAUCCAGCUGGGCCAGUCUGAGAAGGAGAGACCUGAGGAGGCCAGGGAGCUGGACUCAUCUGAUAGGGAUAUUAGUUCAGCUACUGACCUCCAGCCAGAUCAGGCUGAGACUGAAGAUACAGAAGAAGAACUAGUAGAUGGUUUGGAAGACUGUUGUAGCCGUGAUGAGAAUGAAGAGGAGGAGGGAGACUCAGAGUGCUCCUCAUUAAGUGCUGUCUCCCCCAGCGAAUCGGUGGCCAUGAUCUCUAGAAGCUGUAUGGAAAUUCUGACCAAACCCCUUUCCAAUCAUGAGAAAGUUGUCCGACCAGCCCUCAUCUACAGUCUCUUUCCCAACGUUCCCCCUACCAUCUAUUUUGGCACUCGGGAUGAGAGAGUGGAGAAACUUCCCUGGGAACAGAGGAAGUUGCUCCGAUGGAAGAUGAGCACAGUGACCCCCAACAUUGUCAAGCAGACCAUUGGACGGUCCCACUUCAAAAUCAGCAAAAGAAACGAUGACUGGCUGGGCUGCUGGGGUCACCACAUGAAGUCUCCUAGUUUCCGAUCCAUUCGAGAGCAUCAGAAGCUAAACCAUUUCCCAGGCUCAUUCCAGAUUGGGAGGAAGGACCGGCUAUGGCGGAACCUGUCACGUAUGCAGAGCCGCUUUGGCAAGAAGGAGUUCAGUUUCUUCCCCCAGUCCUUUAUCCUGCCCCAGGACGCCAAGCUCCUGCGCAAAGCGUGGGAGAGCAGCAGCCGCCAAAAGUGGAUUGUGAAGCCACCAGCAUCAGCUCGAGGCAUUGGCAUCCAGGUUAUUCACAAGUGGAGUCAGCUCCCCAAGCGAAGGCCCCUCCUGGUACAGAGGUAUCUACACAAACCCUACCUCAUCAGCGGCAGCAAGUUUGACCUGCGGAUCUAUGUUUAUGUCACUUCCUACGAUCCUCUGCGGAUUUACCUCUUUUCAGAUGGACUGGUCCGCUUUGCCAGUUGCAAGUAUUCGCCUUCCAUGAAGAGCCUUGGCAAUAAGUUCAUGCACCUGACCAACUACAGUGUCAAUAAAAAGAAUGCCGAGUACCAGGCCAAUGCAGAUGAAAUGGCUUGCCAGGGCCACAAAUGGGCACUGAAGGCUUUGUGGAACUACCUGAGCCAGAAGGGAGUCAAUAGCGACGCCAUCUGGGAGAAGAUAAAGGAUGUUGUUGUCAAAACUAUCAUCUCGUCAGAGCCCUAUGUGACCAGCCUGCUCAAGAUGUAUGUGCGACGGCCCUAUAGCUGCCAUGAACUCUUUGGUUUUGACAUCAUGCUAGACGAAAACCUCAAGCCCUGGGUCCUGGAAGUCAACAUUUCCCCAAGCCUCCACUCCAGCUCUCCACUGGAUAUCAGCAUCAAAGGCCAGAUGAUUCGUGACCUUCUGAAUCUGGCAGGUUUUGUCCUGCCCAAUGCAGAGGAUAUCAUUUCCAGCCCCAGCAGCUGCAGCAGCUCCACCACCAGCCUGCCCACCUCCCCUGGGGACAAAUGUCGAAUGGCUCCAGAGCAUGUCACUGCACAGAAGAUGAAGAAAGCCUAUUAUCUGACCCAGAAAAUUCCUGAUCAGGACUUCUAUGCAUCUGUGCUGGAUGUCCUGACACCAGAUGAUGUUCGGAUUCUGGUUGAGAUGGAAGAUGAGUUUUCUCGCCGUGGUCAGUUUGAACGAAUUUUUCCUUCUCAUAUCUCCUCUCGCUAUCUCCGCUUUUUUGAGCAGCCACGAUAUUUCAACAUUCUCACCACCCAAUGGGAACAGAAAUACCAUGGCAACAAGCUUAAAGGAGUAGAUCUGCUCCGGAGUUGGUGCUACAAAGGGUUCCACAUGGGAGUUGUCUCUGAUUCUGCUCCAGUGGUGAGUGCUGCCAGUGUGGAGGACAGCUCCUUCUCAGGCCCCUCCCUCCUCUGCCUUAUGAGUGCAGCAGGAGUUGGGUUGUGGUCUCUCCCGACAUCACUUCUGACUAUCUCAAAGGAUGACGUGAUACUCAAUGCCUUCAGCAAAUCAGAGACUAGCAAGCUGGGAAACCCAGUUCCUCAAAGGACAGUGAGGACACCAGCAAAGAGCCCAGCCUUUCUACCCAGACGUUACCUGUGAUCAAGUGCUCUGGGCAGACUUCAAGACUUUCUGCUUCCUCCACUUUCCAGUCAAUCAGUGACUCCCUCCUGGCUGUGAGCCCAUAACUGGCCUCUCUCCAAAAGCCUCUGCCCAGGAGCAUGGGCAUCAGCUACCUCACGGGAACCAGCCUGCUGUUCAGACCAGUCUGACCCCCUACCCCUUUCACCCUGUCCCUCCUCAGAGUAUUUUUUGAAGUGGUUGCAUUAUAGAGAUGGGUAUUUGUAGGGCCGGAGGGAUGGUAGUGAUGGGGAGAAGGUGAGGAAGGGUCACCCUCUGUCACCUGUCUGCCUGGCUGGCACCUCAUAUCUCAGCAGAGAAGCCAGUGGUGGCCACGCAGCCUUAUAAAGCAGGUUUUGGUUUCUACCUUAAGUGAGCCAUGUGUGGUUUGUCUGGGGGCCCUGGUGUGGUUGCUGAGUUGUAGCUCAAGAGGAGAAAACAUACAGAACAUAUUUGGACCGGAAAUCCUUUGUUCUGAAUUUGAGGGGGUCUUCUGAGGUCCUUACUUCCUUAGGUCUUUCCUCACCCCUCUCCCACCGCUGUCCUGAGGAGAAACCCUUGAACUUCCUCAGUAGACAGGCGGAGAGGCCACAACAUGCCGAACCCAUUUCCUGUCAUCCUAGUCUUGGGUCUUCACCGCCUCCUUCCAAAUACCCACCCUGCCAGCAGCCCUAGGUCUUCCUGUUCUGACCCCCCAUCACUGCUCGUUCAGCCUUCUAGAUGUCUCUCUCGUGGACAUCUGUUCUUUAGCUGUUGGCUUUCUCUGAGGUGUGAGAGGGUCUAUGAACUUUGUGAAUUUCCCAUGGCCCCAGUGAAGGAGCCCAGAUAAUCCCAGUAGCUGUUACCUGUCUCCAUGUAUCAAAGGACACAGUCCAGGGGGAGGGUGGAAGGAGAUGUGGUUUCUCUAUAGUGCAACAAACAUGGUUUCUCAAUGUUCUGCUGUGCAGCAAGCAGGGUCUGGCGGCUUGGUAGGUGGGUUUCAGGAGCAGUCACUAUUGUAGGAUGGGCUUCCAAUCAAACCUCAGACUAAACUCUUGUACUGAACUGAUUCUACCUCCCUCCUCUAGACUCAGUAAACAGUGACUAUUCAAUAAAUGUUGACUGAGUGAACUGUAUUUACAGAGAUCUCAAAGGACCCCAGCACUUGAACCAGAAGUUCUAAUUGUCUCUCAUCUAGGUAUGAGAAAGUGGAACCUGGGAACAGCACAAGCGGAAGAGUUCGGAUCAGAAAGGUUUUCUCUGAAGCCGUGCUCCUUCCUAACCCUGCACUUAGUGGUUGCUGCUUGCCUCCUCCCCAGCCCCUGUAGUCCCUUUACUUAGUUUUUUCUAGCAGUGGCACAUAUAAGAAGCCAAUUGGCCCCGUGUCCCUGCUACUCAAGUUUUCUCUUUGCACAUCAGGCAGAAAGCUCAGCUACUUGGUCUCACCCUGGACUGUAGCUGCCCCCAUUCUCUCUGAGCUUUGGAAAGAUAGAGACUUCUGUGUUUCAUGGCUCCUGGAGUUCUGUGGCGAGGUGGGGUGGGGCCCUGGAAAGAUCACUGAGAGGCCUGAUUGGGUUCAAGGCCACAGAGUAGGUGGGUGUUUGGCCGGUCCUAAGGCCAUGUUGACAGUUGUGAAAGUUUGGUGACAAAGUCCUGGGCAUCAUUGGCUGCUCAAUAGUAAGGACUUUAAAGUCGGGCCAUAAUGGGAGAGGUCCUUGACACUCCUAUUGGAUCUUUUCUGAUGUAAUUGAAGUGACCCGCCUCUUCUCCCCGCUGGCUGCAGUAUUCUAGUGCAGACAUGACAUGGGGAAUCUGCUGCCUUCCUAAGAGAAAAUGAGCUGCCUGCCUGGCAGUUUUGUUGUGGCUGGGCCUUCACGGCAAGGACCUAGGCACGGAGUCCUGGUUGAGCUGGUUUACUCCAUGAAAACGAACUUCAGUUCUUUGGCUUGCCCCCUGAGAAUCCCUGUACAACACAACCAAUCUAUUUCCAUUGCCCUAACUGGAGAGGGAACCAGCAUUGCUGAAUGGGGGUAUUGGGGGAAGCAUGGUGGGGGAAGGGAGAAGGACUUAGGAAAUUAAGUCCUUGUGAGCAAUGAAGGUCCUAAAAGAGCAAUGGAAAGACACUGCUCUUAGUUUAAAACAAGUUUGUACAUUAUUCUUAAUUUUCAUCACAUUUGAGUAUCUGAUAGACAUGGGUGUUUUGCUGGGUAGGAGAAAGGAAUGGGACUUACAUACCACAUUUACCUCUCACUCUUGAGAGAAAAUUAAAUCUUAUCAAGCAUUUGGCAUAUAUACUUUUGUAUUGAAUGCCCACAAUAUGAGGUAUUCAGCUAAGCAGGAAUUUUUGAGAAGGAAUGAGAUUUUUUUGGGAAGGUUAAAUUGGGAGUAUAGUAGAAUAAAUAUUUGUCAGAAUAUGUCAGUUGUUUUCCUAAGUUGAUAACUUACCUAGUCUAUUUGGAGGAAGGGAGGCGAGUGUUCUUGAGACAAGGAAUGAAGUGCAGGCUAUUUCUGGAGUAGUGGAGUAAGGGCUUGGGGUGGAAAGUGGAGGAGGGCAGUCACUGCUGUUUACUUUGCAUCCACUUUGGAAUGAUGAGAAACUCAGUUUCUUAGAAGAAAUAGUAAUGAAGAGAUGGCCUUGUGUCAGGAAAGGAUCGGGAACCUUGAAUCAGGCUGACCUUGGGUUUAAAUCCCAGUUCUGCCACUUACUGUGUGACCUUGGGCAUGUCAUCUAACUUUUAAGUCUCCAUUUCUUUGUAGUAUGAAUAUAAUACCUACAGUGCAGGGUUGCGAAGAUUUAAACCAAAUGUAGUGAAAGUACGUAGGACAUAGAGGGCACUUUGCAUGGUCACACCUUCUCCACUUGCUGUCCAAGCCCUGUGCCCUAGGUGGGAAGAGACAGGCAAGAAACGUAAAACCCUCUCCUCCAGGAGGUGGAGCUGCCAUCGAGAUAUUUUAGAAGUGAAGAUGCCAGAACAGGGUCUAGAUAGCUCAUGGCCCUCACCUUCACCCCAGUGCACACACAAACAUCACCAUUCACCCUCCUAUUACAUUAUCACUCCUCUGGGGAUUUAUUCUUUGGUUAAACACUUCACAGUCAGAGCACAGAAUCCCUGAGAAAGGAAGCACAUUAAGCAUUAGAAGUAUGUGAACUGAGUGGGAUUAUUAAAUUAUUUCAAGAGAAGCUUUGAAAAGAAGGGGAAAGCAAGCACAGUGGGUGUCAGGUGGCUGGAAAGGGGAGAAGCAGGGUACAGAAAAUAAGAGAACUUGAUUGGAACUGGACCCAAAGAGCAGAUAUAUGGACCUAACAGCUGUACGAAGGGGCAGUUGUCAUUACAGGUACCUUCUCUUGGUUUCAAGCUGUUUGGCUGAGGGUGAGUAUCCCCCUGUCACCCUAGCCAAAGUACAUACCCAGUGGCUUCUGGGGCAGUCCAGUGCUGCUGAGGGCCAGUGAAGGAGACUGAUCAUCUGGACACAAAGACCUUUCUACUUCCUUCUCAGCUGAAUUAGUUACCCAAGAUAGGUGACCAACAAAGGCAGACAGGGAUCUCCUCUCCUGGGCUCCCCUUGAUUUGUCCUCUAAGAUUAAGGCUUACCUGUGACUGUUGUUCGAAUCCCCCAACUGCUGUGAGACUUGGAAACACUGAUGGUUUUCAGAUGGCUAAGAGAGCUCCAUUUCUUGCCACCUGAGAUUCUGACCAAGCCUUUCACAACCCUUCUUGGCCUUUUAGAGUUCCCCCUGUAGCAGAGUUUGCCCGCUCAUUAAUAUCCGGGGAUCUAUGCCAGCUCAUUUGGCUUGCCCCUUCACCAGCGUUGGAUCAGUGAAAGUUGCAAGCAGUCAUAUGUUGCUCUCGGCAAAUGUUUUACAGGUGAAAACACAAGAAGGGUCAAUAGCAGGUGGUGGUUUUCUAAAACCCAUCUGUGUCAUAAUUAUAAUAGACUGAGAUACAUGGAAUGCCAGGGACUGCCACAGGCAAAGCUAACAGAAUUUUGAAAAGAUAUUUAAGUUUCAGUUAGUAAACUGGGGACACCAAAGCCUACUCAGAAUAGUUAUGGGACUAAAAUAUGGAGGAAAAGCACCUAACAAGGUGCCUGAUAAUAUAUGAUGCAGAUUUAAAGUAGUGGAUUCUAAAACAGACCAAAACUACCACCCAGAACAUAUAAAGUAAAAGCACUAUAACAUGCAAUAGUGUUACAAUACUAUUACAAUAGCGUGUUAAUAUUACCAAACUAUGGUAAAAUAUACUUUGAUUUUAUCCAUAAUUAAAGCUGAGGAUGUAUUGAUAGUUAACUUAGAAAGAUUAAAGCCCCCAUCAUUAGCAGUCAGAGAAGAGCAGUUUAAACUGCAAGAUACCACUUAACACUAAAGUGGCUCAAACUUAAAAGAUUGAAAAUACCAAGUGUCAGUAUGAUACUGAGAUAUUGAGAAGGUGCUGAUGGGAAUGCAAAAUGAUGCACUGGAAAGCAGCUUGGUAGAUUCUUACAAAGUGAAACAUGUCCUUAACGUAUGACCUAGCAAUUCCACUCUUGCAGGCAAAUGUUCAUAGCAGCUUAUUCAUAGUAGCAAAAAUUUAGAAACAACCAUAUGUCCAACAAUCAGUGAAUUAACAAAUUGUGAUAUCUCUGUUCAGUGGAAUACCCUUAGAUAUAAAAAAGGAACAGAGGGCCGGGCGUGGUGGCUCACGCCUAUAAUCCCAGCACUUUGGGAGGCCAGGGCAGGUGGAUCACCUGAGGUCGGGAGUUUUGAGACCAGCCUGACCAACAUGGAGAAACGCCAUCUCUACUAAAAAUACAACAUUAGCUGGGCAUGGUGGUGCAUGCCUGUAAUCCCAGCUACUCGGGAGGCUGAGGCAGGACAAUCCCUUGAACCCAGGAGGCAGAAGGUUGCGGUGAGCCGAGAUCGCCCCAUUGCACUCCAGCCCGGGCAACAGGAGCAACACUCCGUCUCAAUAAAUAAAUAAAUAGGAAGAGUUCAGGUGCUGUGGCUCACGCCUGUAAUCCCAGCACUUUGGGAGGCCAAGGCAGGAGGAUCACUUGAGCCCAGGAGUUCGAGACCAGCCUGGGCCAACACAGUGGGACCCUGUUUCUACAAAACAAAUAAAUAGAAAUAAAAAAGGAAUAAAUUGGUUCAUGCAACACCAUGGAUGAAGCUAAGCGAGAACAAGCCAGAAACAAAAGACUGCAUGCUUUGUUAUUCCAUAAUGGUCUAGAAAAUGCAAACUAUAGUCACAGAAAGCAGAACAGUGCUUGCCAGGGACUAUAGAUGAGGGAGGGGUAGACUGUAGAGGGCAUGGUGGGAAGAUUCUGUAUCUUGACUGUGGUGGUGGAUACAUGACUAUAUACAGUUGUGGGAACUUGUCAAAUUGUGCACUUAAAAUGGGUGAGUAGUAUUGUAUGUAAGUAAAUAAAGCUGAUUUAAAAGAAAAA